UUCCACUUACUUUGCUUGCUCGUGUUAACGACGUUCGUUCUCAGUGAGUGUAGUGCCAGUUCAUUCAAACGCCGAUUUCAAUCCGUUUCAGCACGUAAGCUGUUUAAAAAUUGGCGUACGAAAGAGGCCAGGACGGAUAGGCUUUCGUUCGGCCAGAUGCUCAAAAACUGGCCGAAGAAAUCGCAAGUUAGUGUUAAUAAGCUUUCAGCCGGCCAGUUGCUCAAUAGCUGGAGGAGGAAAGCAAAUUCCAGUGAUGACCGGUCAUCACCUGGCCGGCUGUUGAAAGGUUGGCGACGAAAGAUGGAAGUGCAAGAAGCAAGGACAUCCGAUCGCCUACCUCAAAAUGUCGAAACAUCAUACACAACACCGGAGAUUAUCAGGCAUCGCGGCUACCCUGUCGAAAUUCAUCACGUGAUCAGUGAAGAUGGGUACGUUUUGGAACUCCAUCGAAUUCCAGCCGAACCGUCGGCAGACGGCACUCCUAGAAAGGCCGUUUUCCUGCAACACGGAGUACUGGAAGCUUCCAGCACUUGGUUCGUCAAUCCUUCCGAUCGUUCCCUUCCGCUAUUACUGGCGGACAAGUCUUACGACGUGUGGUUGGGUAAUUUCCGGGGCAAUCGUUAUUCCAGGAGACACGUCAGACUCAGUCCCACACAAACUGAUUUUUGGAGAUUCAGCUGGGACGAAAUAGGCAAUUUCGACAUUCCAGCCAUAAUUAAUUACAUCCUGUCUGUGACGGGCCUUCCAACUAUAUCUUACACCGGGCACUCGUUGGGAUGUGGGGUGUUCUUCAUCGCUAUGGUCAGACAUCCGGAACUCAACGCUAAAAUCGAUCAAAUGCACGCUUUGGCGCCGCUCUCGUCUUUUGCCCAUUUCACUACCGACAUUUUCCGUAAAUUGGCUCCGUACGGAAAUGCCCUAGAGACUGUGCUACGGACGGUCGGAACUUGGGGAUGGCUCGAUAGCGCAGGUGUAGGCGACAUCAUUCUGCAACAGGCGUGCGCACAAACCUAUCAACAAGCGAAGCGUUGCCGAAAAGCUUUAAAUGUAAUUAUGGGAUUGAACCAUGAUAAUCUGCAACUUGAAUUAAUGCCGUUAGUCAAAGCCAAUCUUUUGCACGGAACAUCGGUGCCAACGAUAGCACAAUUUGCGCAAAAUUACCUGGCAGGUGAAACGUUUCAGGCUUACGAUUUUGGACGCAAAGGUAACCUGAUGCGCUACGGAACGACCAAGCCUAUGGCCUACGAUCUUAAAACCAUUACUGUACCGGUAUACGUCUAUUCAGGAGGAGCUGAUCGGUUAGUAACCCCACAGGAUGUGGACUGGCUUUUGACUCAACUUGGAAAUAUAAAACGCUCCGUUCGCAUUCAAAAUUACAAUCACGGAGAUUUCCUUUGGGGAACGGAUGUCAAAGAAAAGCUUUACAACAGCGUCUUGGCUGAUCUACCGCCACCGUAACCUCAAAUCGUUACACUCAG
Daphnia carinata is the source of this 1478-nucleotide messenger RNA. Its product is annotated as gastric triacylglycerol lipase-like. The record is from RefSeq and is a predicted model, not a curated record. The transcript has 11 exons. Gene Ontology annotation, biological process: lipid metabolic process. Lineage: Eukaryota; Metazoa; Arthropoda; Branchiopoda; Diplostraca; Daphniidae. The coding region runs from base 157 to 1458 and encodes 433 amino acids. Gene Ontology annotation, molecular function: hydrolase activity, acting on ester bonds.